AACUAUUUUAAAUAGUAGAAUAAGAUUGUUCAUGUAUUUUAUUGUGUACGCUAAUAUAAAUAUAUACAUUAGUUUAUAUGUAUAUUAAAAGAAAUACAUGUACAAUGUAUUUUGUGAAUAUUUUAUCUAAAUUAAAAAAGGAAUUGCGUCACUCAAAACAACAAGUUUAAACCGCCCUUUGGCGAAGAUUUAGGUUUGGAAAAUUGAAAAAAAAAAAUUAAGCCCGUGACAAGUAUAAUAAUAAUAUAUUUAGAUAGUGUCACAACUACGACUUCAACACACCGCCCAAUGUUGCGGAUGUCUAUAACAAUUCGUCACAAUCAAACCUUUUUUCCUCGAGAAUAAAAUUACGUACCGCACAAACCACAACUUCACUUCUCAUUUUCGACCAUUUUAUCUUUGUACGACGACGAUGUCACUGCAGUGGUACGCUUUUUGCUUAGCAUUUCUAAGCAGAACAUUGCUUGCAAACUGCAAAACAUUGCCAUUGUUUAUUGUCGAUGACGAAGUAAGUACUGUCCGAGACCUAGAAAAUAGAAUACUGGAUUUAAUUGAAUCGUCGAUACGGUAUUACUUACGAUCAGACGUUGACGACGAUGAUGUGGAUUUAAAUUUAAUGCUUGGUGUAUCUAUAAUGAAAGGUCAAUUUAUGUCGUGUGCUGACAAUCCUCGAAUGAACUAUAAUACUGAUUUAUAUAAGAAAUACAAAUUGAAUACAAUGAUUGAAAAUCUUUAUUCAAAAUUUUAUAAAAACAAUUUAUUGGAUUCAACAAAAAAAAUUCUCGAUCACGAACUUUGGAUAUCCCCGCAAACAUUAAUACACAAAUCAAAUAUUACAUUACCUAGCAAAAUAUGGUACGAUAAGGAUAUUUUAGCCAAAAGUGAUGCAUAUUUUCGUAAUAUUUCUGACAAAUGCAUUAGUCAAGUGAUUUUUUCAUGCAAUGUAACUUAUGAAUGCUUUCAACUAGAAUUCCAGAAUCAUUUUUUUAGAUAUGCACUUACGCAUCAAGUGUUGUACAUUCAUCUUUUAAAAAAAAUGAAUUGUAAAAAUAUGAAAUAUCCAAAUAAUGUGUUAAAAGAAAUAAUACAUCAUAAAUGCACUACAGUUUUUGAAGAAGCUCAAAACAUAGCCAACGAUUUUGAAAUGUCAGACAGAUAUAAAGAUUUAUUCAUUGAACAAAUUGCUGUUUGUGGAGUACAAAACAUGGUAGAUUUCUUUCGGCCAGAAUGGUUUUCAAUUAUUGUGUCUUCAAUAGUACGCAAUGACUGUAUUGAAUACAAAAAUAACAAAUUGUCCUGUGAUUCACACUUAACAGGUGUAUCAUUGGCAGCGUUGGGAGUGUAUUGGAAAUUUUUAUGUUACAAAGUCAACACAUACGGAGUAUAUUGAUUUUUAAAAUACUAUAAUUAUAUAAUAUUGGAUAAUAUACA
Aphis gossypii (cotton aphid) is the source of this 1431-nucleotide messenger RNA. Its product is annotated as UPF0764 protein C16orf89 homolog. The record is from RefSeq and is a predicted model, not a curated record. Bases 413 to 1390 code for a protein of 325 amino acids. The transcript is spliced from 6 exons. Lineage: Eukaryota; Metazoa; Arthropoda; Insecta; Hemiptera; Aphididae. Gene Ontology annotation, cellular component: membrane; cytosol.